AUAAUUUUGAAAAUGAGAUUAUAAAUAGGAUUAAUCACAUAAUAUAGAAGUGUACAGAAGAAAGAGCAAAGCCAGAGUCUCUCUUCAAAGCUUAUUUCAGAGGCAGAAUCAUAGAGAUUAACACCAAUGGGAGAGGAAGAAAAGAAAACAGAGGAAACCAAAACAGAGGAAGAAGAAACCAAGGCAGAGGAAACAAAAGAUGAAGAAGCUGCUGCUCCGCCACCGCCUCCGGCAGAGAUUUUGCUGAAAGUGUUUAUGCAUUGUGAAGGCUGUGCUCGGAAAGUUCGUCGGUGUUUGAAGAAUUUCCCCGGAGUUGAAGGUGUGACAACUAACUGCAAAACUCAUGAGGUUGUUGUGAAAGGUGAGAAAGCUGAUCCGGCGAAGGUUGUGGAGAGAAUUCAGACGAAGAGUCGGAGGAAGGUUGAGCUUGUAUCUCCGCUCCCGAAUCCACCAGAGGAGGAAAAAGUUGUUGAGGAAGAAGAGAAACCAGAACCUGAAGAGGAGAAGAAAGAAGUGCCUCAGAUUGUAACGGUUGUUCUUAAAGUUCACAUGCAUUGUGAGGGUUGUGCCGAAGAGAUAAAAAAACGCAUACUCAAAAUGAAGGGAGUGGAAUCGGUGGAAACUGAUUUGAAGAAGUCUGAGGUAACCGUGAAGGGAGUGUAUGAUCCAACGAUGCUGGUUAAAUUCGUGUACAAACGAUUUGGGAAGCAAGCUGUGAUUGUGAAUGAAGAGAAAGUCGAGGAAGAAGCAAAAGCCGAGGAAGAGAAAAAAGAAGAGGCUGUGAUUGUGAAUGAAGAGAGAGUCAAGGAAGAAGCAAAAGCCGAGGAAGAGAAAAAAGAAGAGACGAAUGAAGAAGUGGAGGAGAAGAAAGAAGAAGAACAGAAUGAGGCGAAACCACAAGAGAAUCCAGAAGGUGCAAUUGUUGUACAAGAGACCAAAGUGGAAGAUGAGAUGAAGAAAAAUGAAUCCUACUAUAAUCCCCCAAUGGAUUUGUAUGCACAACCACCACCAAUGGAUUAUCAUGCAUACCCACCAAUAGCUUAUCCUGCAUGUCCUCCAUACUAUCAAACAUAUCUUCCACCAGCACCGCAGAUCUUCAGCGAUGAGAAUCCAAAUGCUUGCAGUGUUAUGUGAAAUUUAAUUUCACAAAUAUCAAGGGUCAUAUUAAAAAUAAGAGAUAAUUAGUUUUAUUUUGCUAAAUAUACUAGAGUAUACAUGAACCAUGGAAUUUUUUAUUUUGUAAGAUUUUUAUACUUUUGUUGAAGUGAGAAUUUCUAUUUUUUUUUA
Molecule: messenger RNA, 1287 nt
Organism: Lathyrus oleraceus (garden pea)
Lineage: Eukaryota; Viridiplantae; Streptophyta; Magnoliopsida; Fabales; Fabaceae
Product: heavy metal-associated isoprenylated plant protein 7
Exons: 4
Coding region: 127-1134 (335 amino acids)
Molecular function (GO): metal ion binding
Source: RefSeq, a predicted model, not a curated record